AUGGAAUCGAAAAGGAAGCUCGUCACCCCGCACAUCGAGAUUGGCGUUCUUGCCCGUUUCUCCCGUCGGACAGCAAACAGAUCCAGGACCGCACUCAGGGACCAGCAACCACAACGUCUUGAUGCCGUGGAUGUCGGUUGCCUCAGAGAGCAACGCGAGCAGCUGUAG
Molecule: messenger RNA, 168 nt
Organism: Glarea lozoyensis ATCC 20868
Lineage: Eukaryota; Fungi; Ascomycota; Leotiomycetes; Helotiales; Helotiaceae
Exons: 1
Coding region: 1-168 (55 amino acids)
Source: RefSeq, a predicted model, not a curated record